Myxozyma melibiosi is the source of this 873-nucleotide messenger RNA. RefSeq lists its product as uncharacterized. NCBI's taxonomy places the organism in Eukaryota, Fungi, Ascomycota, Lipomycetes, Lipomycetales, Lipomycetaceae. The coding region runs from base 1 to 873 and encodes 290 amino acids. The transcript is spliced from 4 exons. Gene Ontology annotation, molecular function: FMN binding. The record is from RefSeq and is a predicted model, not a curated record.
AUGUCAUUUCCAACGCCCGAAGUUGUUGCUGGAAGAGCAAAUGUGCAUGUGAAGCUAAAACAAUUGAAGGCGCGAUACGAGGCAAAUGAAGCUUCCCGACCCGAGUUCGACUCUGAGAAGCAGUUUACAAUGACAAAGACAGUCAAACCAGACUGGAAACCCGGCGACGGUGCCUCCGACGACGACUGGACCAAACACUCCAAAAUCACAAUCGACCCACUGUCCCCUUCAAUCUCCGGCAUGGAAGCCUACAAACUGCUAAUCUCCGCCAUUGUGCCCCGCCCAAUCGCCUUCCUCUCGACUCUAUCCGCCGACGGCAAAACCGCAAAUCUGGCGCCGUAUAGCUACUUUGAAGUCCUCGCGAACGAUCCGCCGACGUUUGUGGUCUCGGUGUCGCAGGGGAUGAAGGAUACGCUGAAGAAUCUUUUGGAGACGAAGGAAGGCGUGCUGAAUGUGAUUAGCGAGUGGUUUAUUGACGCGGCUAAUUAUACGAGCGUCGAUGCCCCGCCGGGGGUGUCGGAAUGGGAACUCAGUGGUCUCCACAAGGAGCCCUCGAAAUUCGUGAAACCCGCGUGCGUAGCCGAGUCUGCGUUCAACAUCGAAGUAAAGCUCGUGAACAGCUUUGAGAUCGAGUCGCUGCGCACGCCGGGCACGAUCGUGUCCCACAUCUGCAUCCUGCAAGGUCUCUGUUUCCAUGCGCGCGAGGACGUGCUGAACAAAGACAGCACGACGCUUGAUCUCGCGAAACUGAAACCGGUCGGGCGAGCGGGUGGGAUCACCUAUCUGAGAGCGUCGGACGGGUUCGAGGUUCCGAGGUAUAGCUAUGCGCAGCAGUGCGAGGAUGUUCCUGGGGUGAAGGAUUUGGGCAAGUAG